AUGGGAAAUGCUGAGAGCCAGAAUGGGGACCAUACCCUCUAUGGAAACGAACAUGGCUACCUGUCACGUAAGCACAUGUCUCGGUCUCUUCGCAUCUCCAACAAACAGUCCAGACGCUCGAGACACGCUUCAUCAGGGAAAAUAGAGCACAGGAACUCUGAGACCAGCACACGCUCAAGCAGCACUCCGAGUAUCCCACAAUCCCUUGCUGACAAUGGCCUGGAGCCGUUUAAUGAGACCAGUUUACUCCCAGACUUUGGUAGUCCCAUUUGGGUGGACCGUGUGGCCAUGAAUCUGCGCCCUGUAUCUUUUCACAACGACCUGGCUAAUCCAUCCGUGCGUGUAACCCUGCCCGGUCCCACCGCAGAAGAGGCGCACGAUGAAGAUUUGUACACCGGGGAGGUCAAAUAUCUCCAGAGAACUCAGGAGGGCCUUAAAGAGAGCGUUAGCUUCAAGAAGAAGAGGUCCAAAUCUGCUGACAUGUGGCGAGAUGACAGUCUGGAGUUUUCUCUCUCUGAUCUCAGUCAGGAGCACCUGACCAGCACCGAAGAGAUCAUAGACAUGGCCAACGAGAGGGAGUUCCCUGACUGUGAAGUCCACCUGCAGUCCAGUCCCACUGACUCAGCUGACAGGGCGAACUCCUUCGAUGAGCUUUACAGCCAGAAGAACCACGCCCGCCAGAAAGCCCAACGCCGCUACGCCAAGUGGCACGAUGGGAGCAGGGCUGUCAGGGAGGGGGAAGAUGAUAAGAUGCUCUCGCCAUCGGAGGAGGAUGGGAACACCUACAGCGCGUACACCCUUCCCUGCCGUCGCUCACACUGCCUGUCCGAGGGCCUGAGCGGCCACCAAGCUGCCAUGUGUGCCAGUAUGCAGGGCAGGAGGGCGCAGACCAUACAGGUAAGAUGUCGACCGAGCAAAUUCAUGAUGUCUGAUCUUAUACUCAACUAACCAUGUAUGAAUUUCAUUCUUUGAAAUGUUCAUAUUCAUGGCUGUUUGAUGUAGGGCUACACGAUAUAUAGUUUGAGCAUCGCGAUGUAUGAGUGCAUGAUUGUCACAUUGCAGAACCUGCGAUGUCGGAGGCGAAUGAACUCAGUUAAUUUCUAGGGUAGAUGACUGAGAUGCACUGUAUGUCACUCUGCAUGUGCUGUGCAGCGAUCCACCAAUCACAUUCGUUCUUUACUCAGUUGCCAAUCAGACUACCCUGCCAGCAUUACUUUCGGAACAUUACUCACACCUGUUAAGCCAUUUGUACCAUUUGCACAGACCACUCCACUAUAAGUGGUUUGCGAGGUGCAUGCAAUUCUCGGCGGACACACCAAUAACAACAACGAUUGAAAAAUGAGCAACAAUCAAGAGAAAACCAUCGCAAAUGAAGACUUGUUGCCAAAAAGAAAAGGAAAGUCAGUUAUCUGGAAUUAUUUCGGUUACAAAACACCUGUUUUUGUUCACCUGUCGCCACAAAAACGUCCCGCAAAAUAAAAGCUAAAAAUAUCUCUAAGACAGACAGAAGCCACUUAACUAACAAUCACAAAAAGAGGUAAGAUCAGUGCAGGUUAACUCGUCGUUGUCAUCGUUUUCUUCCACUUAUCUGGGUCCGGGUCGAGGGAGCAGCAGCUUUAGGAGGGAAGCCCAGACGGCCCUCACCCCAGCUACUUUCAUCAGCUCCUCCGAGGGGAUUCCCAGGCCAGGCGAGAGAUAUAAUCCCUCCACCUGGUCCUGGACUGGCCACGAGGUCUCCUCCCAGUGUGACAUGUCCAAACAGCAUCCUAACCAGAUGUCCGAGCCACCUCAGCUGACUCCUCUCGACGUGGAGGAGCAGCGGUUUUACUCUGAGUGCUUCCCGAGUGUCUGAGCUCCUCACCCUAUCUCUAAGGCUGAGCCCGGCCAACCUGCGAACGAAACCCAUUUCAGCCGCUUGUAUCCACGAUCUCGUUCUUUCGGUCAUUACCCAAAGUUCAUGACCAUAGGCCUGUCCUGGCUGAAAAUUCCUGCAUUUUUUAAUCAAUUUUUUUCAAAUUGCGAUGUUAUUUUUUUCCAAUAUCGUGCCGCCUUAGUCUGAUACUCAUCUCAGGGUGUCUGAUCUGUUACAGUCACAUUAUUAUCCUUUAUUUUGUUAGGACACAGCAGGAAAAGCUGUUCAGAAUCUUAAUGCAGUCUGGUGGCAUCACCAAAAACACGUCCCCUCUUUCAUUUCCCCCUAAUGUGACUGAGCGUUUCCUCUGCUGCAUUCUCUCCACAGAUAAUAAGCCGCUGAACAAAUUCCAGAGUAAAAAAGAAAGCUUAUAUCGAGGGUGCGAUCAUGUGUCGUUUACUGAUGAAUCUGUUGUUUUUCUUGGGAGAGGACUCGCCGUGACAGGGGGGGGAAGCGAAGCUUAAAGUCACUCCCUGUUUGAAAUGCCUCAGUCUAUUGUUAUGAUAAUGAGGGGAGGCCUGCGGAAGAGUGUAACAGUAAAACGUGUGUGGUGGCCCUGUCACUGCGGGGCACCAUCAGCCCAAGUGAAUAGAGUUUUGGAGCGCAUGAUUGGGUCACGUGACCAGAUGGAGAUACCGAGCUCGGUGUAGCCCCCUUCAUCUCCCAGGAGCCUUUGGCCAUGUGGGGAGGAGAGGACAGAUCGAGGGGUGCCACACGGAGGCUAGGAUGUACCUCCACAUCAGCAGAAACUUUGCUGUUUGUGAUUUAUUCAGAGGAGAAAUUUCAUUUCAAGUGACUCCACAGGUUUAGUUCUGAAGGAUGGCUCUGCUCUGCAUCUGCACUGACAGCUUUGUCAUCAGACAGCCGAGGAUCUGAUCUAGUGAUGAAGGAAAGGUAGGAGCCAUGCCGUCUCACCUGUCUUGUGCUUCUGACCCAACACAGGAUGUCACGGCCGGGGAAGGCAGCGAGUACGAGGACAGCGGCAUCGACGGGGUGACGGUGGAAGCAGAGCACCAGUCCCGCCGCUACAAAACCAUGUCUGCCUCCUUCUCUGUUUGCUCGGCCGCCGGCAGGAGCAUGUUCGCCGGCAGCGACAGCGGCAGCAGCAGCGGCGGCGGGGCCGCCGAGUGCGUGCAGGGUGUGUACGAGAACUUCCGUCAGGAACUGGAGAUGAGCUCCUGCCAGACUGAAAGCUUGGAGGAGGCGGGGUCGGCCCUGAGCGACGAGCAGAGCACUAUGAGCUCCGCCUACCAGUCCGACCCGCUGCUCAGCGUAGCCCAGGGAAUGGUGCGCAAAGCUGGCAGGCUCGCCGUCAAGAACUUCCUCGUGCAUAAGAAGAACAAGAAGGUGGAGUCAGCGACACGCCGCAAGUGGAAGAGUUACUGGGUCUCCCUGAAAGGUUUGUUAUGCCCUUAAUGUGUCCAUAACAUUUAAAGGUUGUCCCAUAACUCCAGUGUAGCUAACACUGCAUCCAUCUGAUGCUUUUCUAUCUUCAUGCAGAAGGACAUAACCUGAUUGGAAGCUAACUAAUCUUAGUAAACUGAGCUCUAAUUCAAUCCUAAAUGUUAGAUUAGAUGGUUCUUGACUGAGCUGGAAUCAAAUCAGUGCUCCAAUAAUCAUUAUACCUCUUCACUGAUAAAUCAACCGUGCUGCACUUCUUAAUGUUGGCCACUGGAGAGCAGAGUGAAAUUGCUUGAGCAAAUUGCUGUUUGGAUAAAGUGUUUCAUCAUUCUUCUCUCCUGUCUGUCUAUCGAGUCUUGAACAGGGUUGUUUUUGGUGUUUUUUCAGGUUGCACCCUCUUCUUCUAUGAGACUGACGGCCGAUCAGGAAUAGAUAACAACAGUAUUCCCAAGCAUGCUGUCUGGGUAGAGAACAGUAUCGUCCAGGCUGUGCCAGAGCAUCCCAAAAAGGACUUUGUGUUCUGCCUCAGCAACUCUCUGGGAGACGCUUUUCUGUUUCAGGUAGGAGAAAAAGCCUGACCUCUGACCUCUGUGCUGUUUUGAGUGUAAAGGCUGAUGCUCUGUUAUAAUUAGCAGUGAAUCGUCUCUUAACAAGUAAAGCGCUUUCAGUUUGUCGCUGAACCUCUGACCCGUUGCUGUCCGUCACCACGCAGACCUGCAGCCAGACCGAGCUGGAGAACUGGAUCACAGCCAUCCACUCGGCAUGUGCCACUACCGUCGCCCGCCAACACCACAGAGAGGAUACAGUCCGCCUGCUGCGGGCCGAGAUCAAAAAGCUGGAGCAGAAGAUAGACAUGGACGAGAAGAUGAAGAAGAUGGGAGACAUGCAGCUGUCUGCAGUUACAGACACCAAGAAGAGGAAGACGAUACUGGAUCAGGUAGACUUUGUUUUGUGGUAUUAUUUCAGCCUGUCCUUUGCAGGGUUAGUUCCUACAAUUUUGAGUUUUGAAUUGUGGUUGUAGAAGGAUCUAGAAAUUUGAGAACACCUGCAUAGUAUUCCAUGAAUUCCAGAGAGGCCUGAAAAUGCAGGAAUUUAUUGAAAGAUUAAAGGAAAAUGCUCAGUGUAGGGCUGGACAAUAUGGCCUCAAAUCAAUAUAACGAUAUAUUGAUCAGUUCACCUCAAUAACGAUAAAUGGACGAUAACUACUCCACAAGCUGCUCACCCCCUCCCACAUUAACUUUGUCUACUUCAGCCACCGCUCCAGCUGCUACAACGUUUGAACCGCCCUCCAUCUCCUCACGUGUCUUCACUCUUUAUAUGAACUGGAUGGGGUGGAGUCACAUCUGACGUAGGACAGCGUCUUAAAGGGACAUACACACAUCCAAAACCAACUUUUAUUUAUUUAUUUUUUUGACACUGAAUAUCCCGAUAUGGGCCAAAUGACGUUGGUUAUUGUCAUAAAUUUCAGUAUCUGUAAAUUUUCAUUUUAUCGCCCAGCCCUAGUGAGCAAACCCACUAAAGAAAACUUGAACCCCACUUGAGUUUACGUACUGCACCUUUACAUCUGGGCUGAAUUCACUGGUCUACAGUUUUUAGUCAGGCCUCUGAAUCCAGAUCUGGUUGGAGCUGAAAAGUCGGAGCGAUCACGGCCGAGGAAACCGAGCUGAAGGUGUUCUUACUUCUGUUGAUUCUGGUCGAACCGUUCCGGAGAUUCGGGGGUUUGUUUUCACUGGACGUUCUCUUGUGUUUAUGGGCAAAAUGACGUCGUUAUUGUGGUAAAUUUCUGUAUCAGUGAAUUUUCGGUUUAUCGCCCAAUCCUAGAUCAGCGUGCUUUUUAAUCUGCAGUAAGAUGUAAACAUUCAAAUAAGACGAUGUUCUCCUAGAUGCCGGAUAUUAAAUUCUCGUUUAAUUUGCUUCUUUUUUACCUGUAAAAACUUUUCUGCACAGAUGAGUUACUUAAGCCGAGAGGGACCGAUGAAAGGUCAAGAACGAGCUUUGCCUGCUUUUUAUAAAGUAGCGGAAACAGUUAUGAAGUAUUUAAUCAACACGGGUUCUUGUCAUCAGCCUCCUGCUGCUGUUUCAGUCUGUUGUGACUUUCAGAUGAAACUGUUGAACUCCACCGAGGAGGAGAUUAGCUCUCUGAGUUUAACUUCAAGAGGAGCGCUCUUUUUUCACUUUGUUUCCUCUCACAGGUGUUUUCCAAUCAAAUAUCAGAGGUAUAAUUGAUAGAGGCGGCUGAUGCUCCACACCUACAUGUAGGGCUGGGCGAUAUGGGAAAAAGUUUAUCAUGAUAUCUUUUUCAUAUCAGUCGAUAUCAAAUUAUAUAUCACAAUAUAAAUCACUUGUCAAUCUUAAACUUAAUAGUGCUUAUUGGUCACGUCUUUUGCAAUGCAAAAAGUUACUGCAUUUGUGAGGUCUUUCUGUCUCUUUGCUCUAGUGAAAGCGGAGUGAAUGGUCAGUGCAGCGCGGCGCGGACCUGGCACAACUCCCAUUUUCGUUUGCUAUUCGUAAAGUCUACCAAAACAUGACAGAAUGCCGGCUAUUGAAAAGCAUAUCGACCAUGUUUCACAUCGAUAUCGAGGGAAAUAAAUUUUUGAUAUAUAUCAUUAUCGUUUUAUCGCUCAGCCCUACCUAAAUGCUACCAUUAAGUUUUCUGAACGUAGUAUAGAGUUGGCACUGACAAGUAGUUUGCCGUUCUCUCACAAAGCUCUUUUUUCACUUUGUUUUCUCUCACAGGUAUUGUCCGAUCAAAUAUCAGAAGUAUAAUUGAUAGAUGCUCAUGCUACCAUUUAGUAUAUCAUAGUAUAGAGUUGGCACCGACGGGUAGUUUGCCGUUCUCUCACAUAAUUGCAAAGCUCUUUUUGUCUUUAAUGGGACUGUUUACAGAGAAGCCAGAUCAAAUGCUCUUUGUUUGGUCAGUUAGGUAGUGACUGGUUGGAGAGCUUCUGUUUGGCAGUGUCAGGUUUCACAUUGUGCAGAGCUGAAUAGAUAUAGGCCUGCUCCUUGGAAAGCUUAAACGCUCCCAGCUCCUAUCUGCCAGUGGAAUGUGCUGUAUUAUUUCUUCCUCGUCUCUGGGCUGCUUGGCAGUGACACAGACCCCUCCGCUGGUGCUGGCUGCUUCUACCAAACACCAGAGUAAGACUGUGACAGGGAGGGGAUGGCCCAGUUCAUAAUCCCAAUGUCCUGCUCCACUGCCCCAGUAAAACCCAACCAGAUACGAACCGAGACUGCAGAUUGGCAACACUUUGAGCAGAGAUGCACCAUCCUGGACUCAGGAGCCUUGAUGAACGGUGAACUGAAAAUGAUCUUCUGUCUCUGUAAUUCUGCAGAUCUUCCUGUGGGAGCAGAACCUGGAGCAGUUUCACAUGGAUCUAUUCCGCUUUAGAUGCUACCUGGCCAGUCUGCAGGGGGGAGAGCUGCCCAACCCCAAACGCCUCCUGGCUUUUGCAUCUCGCCCCACCAAGUUGGCAAUGGGCCGUCUGGGUAUAUUCUCAGUGUCUUCCUUCCAUGCUCUGGUAAAUACAACUUCUCAGAUAACCUUAUUUAAGCUUAUUCUUUGAGUUCAAGUGCCACAAACUGAAACAUGGAUAGAGGGUAAACUUUUAACUUGUUGAAAUGAUUUGAUGUCCUCCUAUUAUGAAUUUUUAAACACCGAAUUGUCCAUUUAAGAGUAAUAAACUAAGAUUAUUCCACUGACAGGACAGUCUACUCUCAAAUAAAGGUUUAUCUUAUCUUAAAAAACUCAUGCUGUGUUUAGUGGUUGUUCUACUUUGGAGGUGGGGUCUCAUGCAGGGCAGCGCUUCACAAGAUUUGGCUCAGUAGUAUUUCCUCCCACUCCUGUAUGGAGGUUAUGUACUCCACGGCUAAAAGCACUUGUAGUACAGGAAAACACGAAUUCAAUUUUUAGAGAUAGGUUUUCAGAUCAUUGAUGCACUUCUUUCAGCACCACCAACGCACGCUGUGGAGCAGGUGGGCGUUUGGAGCUGUAAGAGAGAGAGAGCAGAGUGGGACAUCUAACUAAAGAAACCAUCAAACAGCUCUCUACUCCUCCUCUUUUUUAUCUUUCCGACUGUUUUAUUCCUCUCGGUUUGCACAUCUCUGCUCCCAUGAUUAUCUCCAUCAGCGCUUUGUCCUAAAGGAGCUGGGAAGAGUUCAGAGAUCAAACCAGAGGUGUAAUUUAGAGCAUGCAUGCCCGCUGCCUUUUAAUGCCUACUUCAGCUGUUUUUCUCUGACCUUUUGCAUCUGAGUUAGCAGUCUAAAAAUGCCAUGUCGUGUAAAAAUCUGCAUGAGCCCAGAGUUUGUGUGUGAAAUGAACAUGUCAGGUUUACAUUUGUGAUGAAUGCUUUUAAUAUAUUUAUCCAUGUAAACCUGCAAAUGCUGUUAUUUUCUCUGUGAUUUAAUUCCCACAAUAAUAUUUGUGUCUCCUCGUUGCCCCUUGUUUUUGUCAGAGCUGUAUGAGGAAAUAGAAAUGUAACACAAGGUCAAACAGAUGGUCGUCUAUGCCUCAUUUGGCCUCUCGAGCCCUGACUGAGUCGUCGUGUUUUUGCAGGUGGCGGCCCGCACAGAGACCGGAGUGCGAAGGCGAACGCAGGCCAUGUCACGAUCCUGCAGCAAGCGCAAGAGCCGGUUCUCCUCUCUCUGGGGUCUCGACACUACCUCAAAGAAGAAAACAAAAGCUCACCCCAGCAUCAACCAGGUCAGCGAGACGACGAGUUCAGUGAAAAACUUUGAAAGGGUUAAAUCAGGGCUGUUUUUUUAAGUUACGACCUUUUGUCCCAGCAGGUGUUCGCUGACGGCAACGAGCCGGUGAAAAAGCCUCUAGAAGGUGUAUUUGUGGAUCCUGCCAAGGAGCACACAGUAAGGAGGAGUGAUUGUGUUUGCAUAUAUUUGACAGGGAGGUGUAGGUCAGGGACUAAAUUAUGAUUCAACUCUGAAGUUAAUGAAAUGAAGCCCUCAGGAUAUCCAGAGAUAACAACUGUAAGUGGUUGUUGUAUUUUUGAAGUAAAUUUGAGCAAAGAUUGAAAUGUUAGAGCACAUAAGUGGAGAUAUUACACUUUUUAAUCAGACUUCAGUAAAAUGUGCUGCAAGGAUGUUGAUGGAAAAACCUUUUUUUAAUGUCUGUGUUUAAAGAAAAGCGAGGACGGCACUGUGAAAAGCUUUCCACGGCCGAGCACAGAGAGUGACCUGUGGGCCCCUGACCACCUCACUCCCUCCUGGGUGUGUCUGCCAAACGAUCAGCCCGUGCUAACCAUCAUCCAGCCAGGGGAGUCGGCGCUGUGCGUCCUGGAAACCAUUUGCAAGGUAACGCUGCCCUACUUGGCGUGACCUGACAUGAACUACAGUUCAUGUUUCACUACAGUGACAAAGAAGAUAGAAACACCUGCAUGAGACUCUCAGACCAAUCGUAGUCUGACCUGCAGUGGAACAGAGAUGAAUAUGAAGUAUUAUGAUAUUUAUAAGAAUAAUAACUUUAUUUUUAUAGCACUCUUAAAAACUGAGGUUUACAAAGUGCUUUGACAAAUGGUCAUAAAGCGCAGAAAUAAAGAAUAAAAACAAAAUCUUUAGUUAAAACAAGGCCUCAGAAUUGAAGGCCAUUUUCUUGCAUAAGGAACCAGGACAAUACAGGAACCCUACAACAUAAAAGGAGACCAUGAGGAACAAAAUAAAAACUUAAAAUAGAUCGGAAAAAAAUGCCAUAAAAAGAAAAGGGUGUUGAAAGCAGAAAACAGGAUAAUAAAUAUAAAAAGAUUAUAUUAAUAAUGAUAAUAAAAUAAUAAUGAUAAUAGUAAAUGAUAAAAUAGAUUAACACAAAUGAGCAGGAGAAAAAAAAAAUACUGAAAGGUUAAAUAAGAAAAUAUAUAUCACAUCAAAAGCUAAAAAGACAGUAAAGCCAAAAUAAAAUAGGUAAAAAAGAUAAAAGACGGCAUCACAUAAAAGCAAAACUGAGUUUUUAAGAUUGACUUAAAAGAGACGACUGUCUCUGCUCGCCUCAUCUCCUCUGGUAGGUCGUUCCAAAGUCGAGGAGCUCUGAUGGAGAAAGCUCCAUCACCCUUAGUUUUGAACCUCGACUUUGGAACGACCAAGAGGCCUUCACCAGAGGAUCUGAGGCUGCGAGCGGGCUCAUAUGGUAUCAAAAGCUCUUAAAUGGAGCUGUAUUGUGUGUGAAAUGUCUUAUUAAGAAUGCUUCAGUAGCUUUGUUCACCUUUUGGUUCACUGAUAAGCAGCUGACAGGUCCAUACUGUCAAACAAUCAUCAUGUCUUUGUUUUCUCUGGACAGGCUCACCAGCUGGAUCCCACUAAACACUACCUGCGGCUCAAACUCCUUAUUGAAAACCAAGUGCAAUUCUACAUUCCCAAACCAGAAGAGGACGUGUGCGACCUGGUACGUACUUACCUGAUAAAGAUGAUGUUUGACAAAGCCAAAAAAAAGGUGUAAAACCACACUGGCAGUUUUCUUAGUGUGUGUGUAAAAGGACUCACAAUCUGAAGAAAUCCACAAGAGCAUCCUUGUUGUGAAUUAUUAAUCAGUUUUAUAUUUUUAUCCUUUCAAUUUCAAAUGUGUCCUCUGGAGAACCGCCUGCUUAGGAGAACAAUGCAGCAAAAUAUUAAUCUAUUCAGGGACAGCUUUAAUAAUAAAGUGUAUCUGUAGUUACUUUUGUAUUAACAUCGUGUAAUCAUGACACAAAGACUCGGAUCACACGCCUUUGUCUAAUGAAACCAAAAAUUAACGCUCUUUCUCCCUUCUGUCAAAAACCCACCCACCAGAAUGGGACUGAAAGUAGGCCGCUGUUUUAUGAUUUAUAUAAUAACUUCUUUUUUGUUCUUCGCAGCUUUACAAAGAAAUCGAGCUCUGCUCCAAAAUCACAAAAGUAAUCCAGUUUGACAGAGACGAAUCCUGCAUGAUUGGUUACGGUAGGAACCUUUUAAAAUGCUGUUUGGAUAACAGUUAUGAUUUGAUGAUUGUCUGCAGUUUAAACGCUGUAUUUAAGUUAGUUUCAAAGGUGUUAUAAGUGGUCCUGCUGUUUCCAGGGCGGUAAUUGCUUUCUUCUGUACAUGCACUUGUGUUUUUUUUAAUACUUUUCCCAUCUGUACUCCACAAAUCCCUCUGAAGUGUUUUAUAAAAGACUCACCCUCCUCUCCUCGUCUCUUCUUGCCUCCUCCAGGUUUCUCCAUUUCUGUGGUGGAGGAGGAUGGAGUACAGCAGCUCUACAUCACCGACGUGAAGGCAGGUGGAUUAGCCUUCGCCAAAGGUACAUUACCGACAUUUCCAUCAGCUGAACUCCCUUCUCAGAGACACUCAAACAGCGUCUGUAAACUGAUGGAUUAGUUUCCAGUGUCUCUUCCUUACAUGCUUUCUUCACUCAACAUUUAUCCCACAUUGAGGUCAACAGACCUUUUUUGCUUUAGAGACGCAUUAGCGCGUGUUUUUCAAUCAGCAGAGAAGAGAGCAGAGCAGUUCUCAGGGGCGUUUGUUGAACACUAUAAUCACAACCACAGUGCCUCUCACUGGCCUUCAUGGAGGACGACAAUGAAUUCGACACCUCGCCACAGCUGCUUCACAUUACAGCCAUGAAGUCGAACUGCAGGGUUGAGUGAUGUUCAAUAUCAUGCUGGAGUUGGUCAGAGUACAGACAGAGAGGGCAGGCAGUGAAGCUUUGCAGCAGGAAGAGAGAAACCUGCAGAAGUGGGUCAAGAAGUGGGAAAGACAAGUUAAUGAACCUGCAUCCCAUAGUCUUAUCAUUUAUUGUUUGACACUGUUUACUAAUCAUUUGUUUUGCAGAAACAGAGCUGAUGGUAUCCUCCUUUUUUCAGGUCUUAAUGCAGGUGAUGAAAUCCUUCAGCUGAAUGGCAAAGACUCUCACAGUCUCAACUUCUCAGACAUGAAAGCAGCGUUCUCCCGAGCCUCCCUCGCUUUGACGGUCAACACCCUCCCUUCUGUGGACCGCCGUCAGCUCUGCUACCUGCCGCCCCGCCGCUCUGAUGCAGAGGAAGACCUCUACACAGACAUCUUCUCACAGAGUCAGGGUAGGAGAUACCAGUCUCUCUGAAGUGUAACUUCAAAAAAUCCCAGCUUGAGGGAUAGCAUCCAGGUUUUGAAACCCAUCAAUUGUUCAGUGUGGUCGUGUUUAUCAGGCCAUCUGGCUGUAAUCGCUUUGUUCCAAAGGACAAAGAAAAUGGAGGCUGUUGUCGGGCUUUGAGUUCCCCUUUUCUUGGAAGCAGAAAAGAUAUCUGCUGGUGUCCUUAGUGACUGCAGUUUAAUUUAUGCAAACACAGAAACUCUGCAGGGUGUUAAUUAGUCAGCAUAGAAGAAUCUCAGCGCUGUGUUACAGGCCAACCUUGUGGAGUACUUUGAUAAGGUCGACACCUUUUAAUGUAAAGGUCUCUAAACUUCAAUUGAUUGACAGCACCAGAAGAACAAUGCGCCCGCAUUUUGCAAAUAUCUCAACCUCAUUAGAUGUUUUCGAGCUCAUUUUUACCUGUUUUUCCUGUUUCAGAGGAGAUCCUCGACGACAGCGUAGGUCUGUUGCUGGAGAGCUCAGGAGACAGCCUGGACGAUGAUUCUGAGAUCUUCAGUGAUUUUGAUGAGUGCGGAAAGGUAAGUGCUCAUUUCACAUUAUUUGUCUUUUUUGCUAUUUGUUUGGUAAAACCGCAGAGAAGCUUUUAUGUGUGGGCUCUUUAGCUUGUUUACCGUCCUUCACUGCAGCAAAAGCACUUACAAGGAGUGUUGCUCCAUGGUUGAAAGCACCAGCUGUUACUGGCUUAUUUUGCCUUGUUUAGGAAAAACAUGGAGUGUGAUUGUUACCCUGGUGUCAACCUGCUUCUCCAUUAAAAACAGACCCUGUUUUCAAAGCUGUUUUUAAAACAUUAAAGGGAUAUUCCGGCGUAAAUUUAAGUUAUGGUCAAACACACCGUAAAAUCGAGUUAGACACCCCCUCGAUAGAUGAAUGUUGCCGACGACUUUAGUAAUACCAACUUUAGUAAUGACCGCACGAUAGCAAUAUACAGCGGUCUGCAUCUCCACACGUAAACCUCAACCAAAACGCCACUCUAUAGCCACAAAUGAUGCUCAGAACAGCACCUAACUUCAUCAACAGUACAUAUAGGGUCCCAAAGAGAUCAAACACAACUCACCCACUCUCCUCCAGCAGCCGUUUGUUUGUGGGGGAGCCCUGACGAGUUGAUCACCGAGUGCAGCGGAGUUCCGCAGCUCAAGGAAGAACAUUUAUGAUUAUUACAUCAUGGAAAUACAAUCAGACCAAGACGCUAAGGCAGAAGAACUGCCACGUCUGACUGAACACAACUCACCUACUUUCCUCCGGUAGGAGGAUCACCGAGUGCAGCAAAAAACCUAUGAUUUCUAUGCAGUGCAAUCAUUUCUAUGAUGUAUUAAUCAUCAUAAUAAUCAUUUUGCACUGCGGAUGCAGUAGUUCUUAACGUCUCACUCUGAUUCUAUCUUGAUGAAGUAAUAAUUAUAAAUGUUCUUCCUUGAGCUGCGAAACUCCACUGCACUCUGUGAUCGACUCAUCAGGACUCCCCCACAAACAAGCGGCUGCUGGAGGAGAGUGGGUGAGUUGUGUUUAGUCUGAUGAAGUUGAUGAAGUUAGGUGCUGUUCUGAGCAUCAUUUGUGGCUAUAGAGUGGCGUUUUGGUUGAGGUUUGUUUAUGGCUCUUCAGACCGCUGUGUAUUACUAUCAUGCGGUCGUUACUAAAGUUGGUAUACCUAGAGAAGCAAGCAGUCGGCAACAUUCAUCUCUGGAGGGGGGUGUCUAACUCGGUGUUACAGUGUGUUUGACCUUAACUUCAAUUUACACCGGCAUAUCCCUUUAAGUGUCAUCUUUUAGAGUGCAUCAGAAUUUAUACACGCCGACACUGUUGAACCGAGUGUGAGCUGGAGUGUUUCCUUGAACGUACAGCCAAGUGAUGGAUGGUAUUAGGCUUGUGUUGUCAUAAUAUUACAGAGUGAUUAAGAUCAGCUGUUCCAUUAACUGAAUAUGCAGACAUCCUACAUGGAAAACAACCAAAUCGAACAGUAAUAUCUGAUCAUAUUGUACCUGUUAGAAACACUCGUGUCUAAAUCUUCUUGUAUGGAGUGAAACUGUGAUGAAGAGAAACAGAACUGAGAAAAAACUGAACUGAAAGUGGCACCUUCAUCCUCACCUAAGAAGUUCUACUUAACUUCUGAAAAUGGAGCUAAAACUGUCUUUGGAAACCUUCAAAUACUUCAAAACUUGACAAAGCUCUGCCUCACAGUUCAGUGGUGAGCCAAGAAUGAAGUUUUCGUGACUUAAAAUUCAGUAAAGAUGUUCGGUGUCGGACCACACGCUCAUUAAUUACGAAACAAAGUCGGACAGAUUUGUUUCUUUUUGCAGUAAAACAUAUUUUGGAUGUCGCCGUUUUCUAUUAUCUGCCUUCUAUUCAGUCUGGGCAGAUUUAGAUGGUCGCAGAGGUGAGUUGCCAGGAAAUGUUGCCAGACAUUCAGAGCAAAGACUUCUUUCCAGACUCAACAUUUGGCACUGGUUUGCACCGUCUACAGUGAGAAAAUUCAUCAAAGGAGAGGCAACUGUAGAGGUUUGUGAACUGGCUCUGGGCUCAGUCGACAACAUUUUAGAUUUUGAGCCUCCUGCGAUGGAAACACGACCACUGUAAUCUUUGAAGCUCCCACACCAGUUUUACCGGUAUUUUCUGGUGUAGCUUGUUUUUUUUCUUGCAGCCCCCACCUCUUCUUCUUAAUCCUGAACCCCUACAUUUAUAUUCUCAGUCAAUCCUGCUCCAUCCCAACCUUGAGAAGGAGACUCUCUCUUGCUCCUUUGCUUCGCCCCGAUCUGGAGGAUUAUCAAGACUCAUUUACAUUGCUGCUGCUGCUAUAGUUGGCCAGAUCUUCACACUCACACUGUGUGCCUGAGUUUCCCCAGCCUGUAGAGGAGAGAGAGGGAGAGGGAGAGGAAGAGGGAGGGAGAGAGAGAGAGAGGGAAUAACGGCAGCACAACUAUAGCAGGCUGUGAAGGCGAAAAGAAGGGGAGUUGGGAGGCUGUGAGCGCUGGUGGGCGGAGGGUAGGAGGCUGAGCAGCUUCACUCAUCCUUCAUCACAAGCACCUUCUCCGUUUUAAAACAGAGGGAAGGACAAACGGGAUGAGCAAUGUAUUGGAGAGGCGCAGAGUAGACUUGAUUCUUACCAAAAGCUCGGAGUCUCUUUUUUUCCCCUGGCUGUUGACCUGGUGCCGACUGUCCACCUUCACCUGGCUAUGUCCGUCCUGAAGUGGAGCAAACACAGCAAGCGCUCCACAGACUCCGUCUAUGACAUGCUUCAUCUGGUGAGAUUUCCUUCCUUGUGCACUUUUACCUUUACCUGGCGCGGGCUCUUGAUACUGCCGUGAUAGACGGGCACGCUGUUGUGGUAUUCCAGCGAGGUAAACACCUCUUCAUCUCAGUGUUUUGUGUCUCACAUCCUCUUAGCUGCUACUGACAGACAACAGGUAGCUGUGAGUCACUGCUGUGUUGCAGAGAUGCCCUGUAAUGACUGAAGUGCUCCACAGGAUGCAAAACAAAACGCUGCAUGUAGGAGUGACUCAACUUUGACAAAUCAGUGGGACUGCUUUUUCAUUGACUCUGAGCCGUUUUUUUAGUGCUGUCAUGUUUGAGUUGAAUUAGUUUUCUCUGGCCUCAUAAUUGGAAAACAGUUUAAAUUGUUCCCACAUGACCGUCUCUCCAUCCACGUGUUGUUUUUUUUAACAGGACAGUGGAAGCUUCUCGUCUUUUUCUGUCUUCUGCCAUGUCAAAGCUGUCCGUGCAUGCAGAGCUGUCAUGCUGUUAAUGAGCCUGGAUCGUGGCUGUGAAGACGAGUGUCACUGUGACUGUGUCUGAGUCUUAUCAGGCUCACUGAAACUGGCUGCGCUCACUCGUCUAAUUAGGCUGAUGAAAUGAAUUUGAUUUAUUUACAGAUGUCACACCCCUCCUUUUCCAGAGCUGUAAAAAUAAAACUCCUGCUGUUCUCGUUCUCGUUCUAGUUCACUCUCUAACAUCUACACAGCUUCAAUAUGCAGUAUUUUUCUACAUCAGAAAUACGACCACACUUAACUGUGAUUGAUUCCUUUUGACAGGAUCCCUGAUCCCAGCACAUUAUCAGUAUAAGCACUAAAUAUUUUAAUAAUCUCUGGUUAGAGGGGCCAGACCUUUGCCAGGCAACUUAUUAAAUCCUCUAUUUCCAAAUGAUUGUGACGAAGAUUAAAAGAUUAGGUUUUUAAUCAGCAGAAACAUAAAAGUCGUCAGAAUGCCCAUCACAGCAGCAGCAGCAGCAGCUCUUUCACUGUAUAUUAUCCUGGAAAAGCAGCAGUGUAGGUUGUAAAUUGCCUCUUGCGAAAUUACAUUGUCCGACAUUAUAGCACCUCUUAAUUCAUCUGUUGAUCUGGGAGCUGCCUGAUUAUUCUUGGAGCAUUGUUUCGUGCCUCACGUAUGGAUGUCUGCCUGAUUAGAUAACAAUGCUGAUAACUGUCAUGUUCUGCAAAGCUGCAUGAGAAGGUGCGUGACUGACACCAGAUGACAACGGUUCCUCUGCUCUGUGUGUUUUUGAGUUCCUCCCUCCAUCAUGAAAUCGCUUUGUAUUUAAAUCUUUAAUGGAGUUUUAUUCAUAAUAUAAAACAGCUGUUUUGUUUUUGCUCUCAGGUGAUUUUAAAUCAGAUUGUUUUAUUUAAGAGUAAUAACAGUCCACCUUCUGCUAGUGCGGUGUGAGGUUAUUAUUCUCAGAGGAGUCUGUAGGUGCAACAGAAUAAAUUGCUUUUGUCUAGCCUAUAAAAACCCCCAUAUCACCAGCCUGAGAGCUUUCAUCUCAGUGGUUCCUGUUAUGUGGUCAUAAAUAUUUGCUCCCCUCAUAUAAAGAUAAUGUAUCACCUCCUUUGAAAUAAAAAAAGUCUUGUUUCAUGUUUGAUCUGUCAAAUCCUCUCAGCAUUAAAAGAAAUCCCGUUUUAAUAAGUGUGGAAAGAGUUCUUUGAGCGUAACGUUUGUAGUGACAUGAAAUGUGUCUCUGUUGUUAUGUUGGAUGUGGCUGAAGCCAUUUGCAUACAGAGUAACUGUAUCAGUACAGCCAUGCAGGCAGGCAAGCUGUUGCUGAGUGGGUUCUAUUUUGGUCCAAAAUGAUAGUCUAAUGCACAUCAAGUCUGGUCUCCACAGUAACCCGUAUUGUAUGUGGACCAAGCCCGUUUGUAUAUUUUGAUUUUGUGUGAGAGAUGAAUCAUUACACCACUGAUCCGUCAGUGGGAGGGAAACAUCAGGACAGAGGGGAUGUGAGUGAGUGAAAGAGAGAGAGAGGUGGAGAGUCAUUGUUAUGACACACUGAAAAUAGACCAAAUUAGUGCAAAUGAUUUUUUUAGAGCUGCUUCUCUGCCUCUUUCCAGGCUCACUCUCCGCGCUUUCAUGACUCUGUAGGUGGAAAAAUAACACCUGGUGCUGUGUCCGCGCCGAUGGAUCAACAUUUGGAUUGUGCUUUCUUUUACCUUCAAACUAGAAGUGCAUGUUUGUUUAACGCUUAUUUCUUUCCCUCUUAAAUUUUCAGAGUACCGAGCAAGUCGCUGCUUUCUGCCGCAGCCUCCAUGACAUGAAUCCCUCUGAGUGUGUGUCCUCUUCGCCCAGCCCGGACUCGCCCUUUCCACCUCCUGCUACUCUGCGACAGCUCUCGGAUGCCGACAAGCUCCGCAAAGUCAUUUGUGAACUGGUGGAGACCGAGCGCACCUAUGUCAAAGUCAGUACCGCUCAUUGCUCAGCGUCUGUCGUCCCCAUCACCCGUCUUACUUGUAGAGACCAGAUGGUCUUUUGUGAAUGUGUGUUUGUGCUCCCCCUGUCCAUCGAUCUGUGUUUGUCUGCCUCAGGUUCUCCUAGCCUUACACAUUACCUAUUCUUCAUGACCAAUCCAUAUUUAUAUCUCAGUCUCAGGAGACAUGGAGGGACACAGCUGUGCCCUUGCUUGGAUAUUGCCUAAUCUCCUCUGCCCUGUCUGAAAGUAGCUCAGUGGAAUAACUGGGUUAGAGAGGGAAUAUAAUGGGAUGAUCUCAAGGCUGUCUAAAAUGUUACUCCUCAUUAGAGAUGACACUUACAGUAUAUAUUCAUAUUACAGUCGUAACACCGUGCAUGAUGGAUGGUGUAUUGUAAAAUCUUUAAAUGGUAAUGGUUGAUUUCGGCGAACUUCUGCUAUUUGUUCUUAUUACUCAGAAGCAGGUGAACAGUUAGAUGUAAUUUGUGUGUCUGUGUGUGCGACAUGCAGCGGUGGGAUCUUGGGUUCAAUAACUUGAGUUAGACAAAGGAGGGAGAAUUGAAUUAGAUGUAAACACUGAUGAAUGACCAAUAACCAAAGGGUUGUUGUAUAAAGUUUGCGGCAGUUUAUUUUUUAAUAAUUCUAUUAAAAACAGGAUAUUUAUCCUUUUAUGAUUAUGUGGACACAGAAAUACUUCACUAAUCUAACAGUAUCCUAAUAACUGUGCUCUCAUUCAAUGGAGGGUAUAAUCAACACGAUUUAAGUGCUUCAAAAGUAAACGGACCAUAAAUCUCACAAUACGAUAAAAUCAUAAUAACAGGUCCACGGUGCGACAUUACUACUACUACUUUCUAGAAUUACUUUUGGAAAUACCAACUUUUUUAUUAUAUAAAACACUAUUUUUUGAACUGUGGUAUUAAUCUGGAAACAUAAAUAUUUUUCCGUACUUUUCAUUUUUCAUGCUUUUUGAGAUCUGGAAAUUGAUCAGACUACUUCCAUACUUCUCCAAACUUUUCCAUACUUGCGUAGGAACCCUGUGUGAUACAAAAAGGUGAAUGACUAAGAGUUAAUUGACCCUCGAAAUCUUUCAUAAAUAUCACUGACAGAUACUAUUUUUAGUUCCUCAGUUGUAUAUCCAGAGAUAUAUCUUCUGAUCUCAACAGCUCUCUAACUGAAAGGAUCAAGUGAGACUACAAACACUUAAAAAAUCCAGCAGGGCCCCUAAACUCAAGCUUUUCAAGUAAAACUAUUUGUACUGUCUUAAUGAGACAAAUUCUGUAUGUUAUUGGCUCCUCUGCUUCACUAAUAAUUUCCGGUGAAUUAUCGCACACUGAUUUAUUAGGCCCGUCUCCCUUGUUUGGAGACUUUGAUGGUUAUUUCUCUGUAUUUGGCAAAGCUCCUGUUUAAUCUCACAGGCUUUUUGCAACCCAGUUCAAAUAAAUGUUACUAUGAAUUUUCUUUAUAGCUCAAUUUCCUUUUAAAGUUAACGCACAUUGGCAUCCACCAGCUUUGAUCCAAGAGAAACUGACUGACUGUCCCUGCAGACCUCAAUCACUAUUUUGUUCAGAUUAUAAAUUAGGUUAUCUAAAGAUACAUGUUAUUUUAUUAUUACUCAAUUAGGAUGGCUUUUCAAAACUAACAAAGUUCUCGUUUGUCUCACAGGAUCUCAAUUGCCUCAUUGGGAGAUAUUUAACCCCGCUGCAGAAAGAGACCUUCCUCACUCAGGAUGAGGUAUGUGAAAUGUGCCCCUGCAGCCCAUGAGGGGAAGCUGACUUUAAAUGCCAACACUGUUGAAAUGUGCUAAGAAAAGUGGCUUACAUAAUCAUGUGGAGAGUAGCUGUGUACAAGGACGAGAGGGGCGGAUAAUGAUGAGAGAGAGGGAGGUUGGCUAAGCGCAGAGAUGUUUUACAUGCACUUGUGAUAAUUAAAUGCAGUUGGAUGUAUAACACUGACGCAUUUACAGCCUCGAACUGAAGCGAGGCUUUAAUAUGAGAAAACUUCAUACAGUUAAGGAGAAUAACUUUGACUUUCCUCUUUACUCUCACCCUCCAGCUUGAUGUUCUGUUUGGGAACUUGCCAGAAAUGGUGGAGUUCCAGGUUGAGUUUCUCAAAACCCUAGAAGAUGGGACCAGACUGGUUCCGGAUCUAGAGAAGCUGGAGCGAGUGGAUCAGUUUAAGGUAUAAAUCUCAUUCUAAAGAGGACUUGCAAUAAGAUAAAACACAGACUUUCAAAUAACUCCCGGUCCCCCUUUUACAGAAAGUCCUGUUCUCCCUGGGAGGCUCUUUCCUCUACUAUGCAGACCGUUUUAAAAUCUACAGUGCUUUCUGUGCGAGCCACACCAAAGUCCCUAAGGUCCUCGUAAAGGGUGAGUAAAUGUGCUCUUGGGUUGACAUUCCUCUUUGCUUCAAAGGAGAGGAUGUAUUUAUCCAUCAACCAUCUGCCAUAUCCUGCAAGGCUCCAUAAAUCUGCUGUGUGGAGCUGUCAGCCAGACAGUUGUCCAUUUGACCUCUGCAUACUUAAAGCUGGCGACUCUCCGCGCCUUGCAACAUAGUAUGAUAACUGUAAUAAGCAGUGCUGAACAGUCUGUUGUCUCUCUGAUACACCCACUGCCUCAGACACUUGAGUGGAUGGCUUUGUUUGCUGCCUUUACAUUCAAAGAGUCAAUGAGUUAUUGGCAAACUCUGUUGGCAUGGAGCUGUUUUAGGCUGUAAACAGAUUUUUUUUUGCCCACUCGUUGCUGUUUAUUCGUAGAUGAAAUCACGUUUUUGACUUGGCUGCACGUCUCUAACCCUAAUCUGCAUGCAGACUCGUCAGUUUUGGAAAAGGAAAAAAGAUGCCUUGUUGUGUUGCAAUAAUGAUUUUAUUUAUUGAUCAUUUCAGCUAAAACUGAUGCUGAUUUCAAAGCAUUCCUGGAUGAGCGCAACCCCAAACAGCAGCACUCGUCCACACUGGAGUCAUACCUGAUCAAACCCAUCCAGAGGGUGCUGAAGUAUCCCCUCCUGCUGAGGGAGCUCUACUCGCUAACAGACCCAGACAGUGAGGAGCAUUACCACCUGGAUGGUAAGUAGGGGUGGGAAUCGCUAGUGGACACACGAUACAAUAUUAUCACGAUAGUUGGGUCAUGAUACUUGGGCCUAAUAUGAUAUUAUUACAAUACUUGGGCCACGAUACAAUAUUAUCAUGAUACUUGGGCCACGACACGAUAUUAUCAUGAUACUUGGGCCACAAUAUGACAUUAUCACGAUACUUGGAUCACAAUACUUAGGCCAUAAUACGAUAUUAUCAUGAUACUUGGGCCACAAUAUGACAUUAUCACGAUACUUGGAUCACAAUACUUAGGCCAUAAUACGAUAUUAUCAUGAUACUUGGGCCACGAUACGAUAUUAUCACGAUACUUGGAACCACAAUACAAUGUUAUCACGAUACUUGGAACCACAAUAUGAUAUUAUCGGGAUACUUGGGUCAUGAUACUUGGGCCACGAUGCGAUAUUAUCACGAUACAUGGAACCACAAUACAAUAUUAUCACGAUACUUGGGCCACGAUACGAUAUUAUCACAAUACUUGGAAACACAAUACAAUGUUAUCACGAUACUUGGGCCACAAUACGAUAUUAUCACGAUACUUGGGUCAUGAUACUUAGAACCACAAUACAAUGUUAUCACGAUACUUGGAACCACUAUACAAUGUUAUCACGAUACUUGGACCACAAUACAAUAUUAUCAGGAUACUUCAGUCACGAUACUUGGUCCACGAUACGAUAUUAUCACAAUACUUAUCACUUGAUGCAUGUGGUCCCAGCAGUUUAAUGCAAUCUAUGCUGCUGUUUUCGUCUGCAGUCGCCAUGAAAGCCAUGAACAAAGUCGCCAGCCACAUCAACGAGAUGCAGAAAAUCCACGAGGAGUUCGGCGCCGUGUUCGAUCAGCUCAUCACUGACCAGACCGGGGAAAAGAAAGAGGUAAGGUGGACAAAAUGCCUCGGCUCUCUUGUUGACAAAUAAUACAUUCAGAGUGACGGAUGAUAUUUUGCUGGUUUUGUCAGGUUGCUGAUUUGUCCAUGGGUGACCUGCUUCUCCACACCACUGUAAGCUGGAUCAACCCUCCGGCCUCCUUGGGGAAAUGGAAGAAAGAGCCCCAGCUGGCGACAUUUGGUACGUCAGAUUAGAAAUUUGAUGUGAUAGAAGUUGAAACUUUUCCAUAUUCGGACUCUGUUCUUCUUCAAAAGUACUGAGAGAUAACCAGUGUGUGGUUUUUGUUUCUCUUUCAGUGUUCAAAAUGGCCGUGGUCUUUGUAUGCAAGGAUGGAGCCAAGCAGAAAAAGAAAAUCGUACGUCUCAAACAGUUUUCAAAACAGUGAACGAUUCAUAAAUCUGUUUUGCAUCUGAGCUGAUAGCGUUUGUAAAUAAUUUGACCAAUGUGCCACUUUCAGGAUCAGCUGCAUCUGUGACCUUUAAAAGAUGAUAACAGGAUGUAACUCAACCAAAUUCUCUGUUGUGAAUGAUUUUAGGGCGGCUCUCAUCGAGUCUCUGUGUCUUCUGAAGAAAAAGACCCGUUCAGAUACCGUCACAUGAUCCCAACUGAUGCCCUCCAAGUCAGAUCUUUGGCAAAUGCAGGUAAAUUAUUCAAUAAAAGUCUAAAUAACUGGAUUAAUUUUUUUGCUCCGGUCGAUUUAUAACAUGAUUUAUAAUUUCUCAUCACUAGACGGUGAAGGCUCUGCUGUGUGUGAGAUCGUCCACACAAAGUCGGAGUCAGAGGGAAGGCCAGAGAGGACGUUUCAGCUGUGCUGUAGGUGAGGAUCUCAGCUGAUUGAGGUUGAAUUCUACCUCAGAUUGAAGCUCGCGGUGAUAAAGUCCAGUCAGCUGUUAUCUACAGAGUGCUGAUAAGAUGCCUUUCUGUCUCCCCCAGCUCUCCAGAGAGUAAAAAAGACUUUCUGAAAACGGUCCACUCCAUCUUGAGAGAGAAGCACCGCCGGCAGCUCCUUAAAACAGAGAGUCUACCCCUCAACCAGCAGUAUGUGCCCUUUGGAGGAAAGCGUCUGUGUGCCCUGAAGGGAGCCCGUCCUGCCAUAAAUAGAGCAGGUAAGUGCCAGUCAUCCACCCCACAGCUUCAAGUGGCCCAAUUCUCAAGUUGUUGCUCCUUUCCUGACACAAAAGGACUGUAAAGCCCAAUUUCCACAGCAUCCAGAACAGCAGCGAUUUUCGCUGUCCACCAAUUCCUACCAGAUGCAUUUGUGAGGCGAAUUUCGUGGCGGAUUUUGGACAGCGGGUAUUGCGAGAACUCACAAGAACCCGCAGAUUCGCAUGCAAUCACGCAAUAACGAGUUGUCUCUAUAAAGACAGCCAUGAGACCAUACAAGCAGUAGAUUGUGUCCAGACUUCUAGAAUCAGCGUCUCCCUAUCCAUGGUGUCAACGGGGUGAAAUGAUGUCUGAAGACCUUUGACUUCUUCAUCCCCGCCCACGUUUACAUGGAGUGAAAUACAAUCUGCCUGAAACAUGUAGUAUUUUGUUUUGAAAAGCCCAAUGUUUUAUUUUGGUGUCUGUAUCCGACAUCCUUUCCAGCACAGAAUAAUCUGUGCUGAAUUUAUAUGGCAUGCUGCGAUCGGCGCAUAACGCCUUUUCGCCGCUGUUCUGGAUGCGGUGGAAAUUGGGGGUGAGAGGAAAAUACCUGUGCGUACAAGCUGUAACUAUUUCAUAGUUUUAGGUUAAAACAAUGACUGCUAAAGAAAGACCAGUACUUGCCAAAUGUCACCCAAACUUAAAGCCGUGCUCAGACAGAGUUUACUCGUUUAUCUCUAUCACUAAUGUUUUCUCGUGCUUUGUUUUUCUGGCAGCAUCUGCCCCUACCAGGACUCUAGGCAGGAGGAAGCUGGUGCGAAACCGCUUCACUAUAGACACAGACAUUGUUUUUGAUGGCGAGCCUGAACGGGACCUCCCUUCACCACAAGAGUCUGAGUUAAAUCGAACAAAGCCCGAGAGGGAACCCGACCAGCGGCAUCAGCAGUCUGAGCUGGCGGGUGACACAGACCGCUGGGUGGAGGAACAGUUCGACCUUGAAGAAUACGAGGACCAGGAAGAGGUGAAGGAGACGGACAUCCUCAGCGAUGAAGAUGAUGAGCUCUGUAAGUCUUCCAGAGCACGGCCCGCUGAGGACGAUAUAGAGGCUCCCAUCAUGGCUUUAUCCCUGCAGAGUGAGGAAACAGAGGAGAGCGAAAGCUUAAAAUCCCUGUCAGUCUGCGAAACACCUAAUGAUGAUGUGGAGGAUCUGAAGCGAGAAGAGAAGGAUGACAUUUGGGUACGAAGGGAGCAAUCAGGUUCUUGUUCCCCUGAUUGUGGCACAUAA
Molecule: messenger RNA, 23390 nt
Organism: Xyrichtys novacula (pearly razorfish)
Lineage: Eukaryota; Metazoa; Chordata; Actinopteri; Labriformes; Labridae
Source: the annotation of a GenBank genome assembly